Messenger RNA from Amyelois transitella, 1122 nucleotides. RefSeq lists its product as uncharacterized. The coding region runs from base 1 to 1122 and encodes 373 amino acids. The transcript has 7 exons. Gene Ontology annotation, molecular function: cysteine-type endopeptidase activity. The record is from RefSeq and is a predicted model, not a curated record. NCBI's taxonomy places the organism in Eukaryota, Metazoa, Arthropoda, Insecta, Lepidoptera, Pyralidae. Gene Ontology annotation, cellular component: lysosome.
AUGCUUUUAUUCGUUUUGUUACUUUGCGCAGGAGCAGCAUUUGGGGCAUCUUUUAAAAUAAAUAUUAAUGGCACAGAAAAACCUAUUUAUGAUUUGAACGAAGCUGAUAAGCUCUUUGAAAAGUUCAUAGUGGAUUAUGCCAGGGAAUAUGACAGCGUUGAAGAAAAAAUGAUGAGAUUUGAGAUCUUCAAAAAUAAACUUAGUAUGAUUAAUGAGAAGAAUUGGAAAUAUAGCGCAAUUCAUGGUAUAAAUAUGUUCACUGAUCUUACUGAAGAAGAAUUUGCAAAAACUUACAAUUGUGCCUUGCCACCGGAGGAGGCAAAUCCGUGUACUAAGGCCUCUCCCAAUGAAUUGGACCCCACACAGGUCAGGUCAAGUUUUGACUGGCGUGACAAGAACGGAGUCACUCCAAUAAAAAAUCAAAACAAUUGCGGUUCUUGCUGGGCAUUUAGUAUUAUAGGUGCGUUGGAAUCUCAAUAUGCUAUUAAACAACAGCAGAUGUUGGACCUAUCAGAACAACAAGUCGUAGAUUGCGAUCAAGGAGACCAAGGAUGCGACGGCGGGUGGAUCAAUAAUGCUGGAUUAUAUAUAGUGGAUAAAGGUGUUAUGUCAGAAAGUGAUUAUCCAUACGUUGCGUCAAAUGGCAAUUGUCAAUAUGAUUCCAAUAAAGUGGUCGGAAAAGCAUCGAGUUGUAUGCAGUUACCUAGUGGGGUUUCCGAAGAAGAUCUGAAGGCGGCGCUGACGCAGUACGGCCCCAUAUCAGUUGCCGUGGAUGCGACCGGCUGGAAUAGCUACACGGGAGGCAUUGCAUCAUGUCAGUCAUCUGCAUGCAAUCAUGCAGUCGUACUUGUGGGCUAUAACGACGAAGGUUCUCAACCUUAUUGGAUUAUAAAGAACUCAUGGGGUUCCCAAUGGGGUGAACAGGGAUUCAUCAAGAUUCCCCUGGGAUCGGGAGCUUGUAACAUCAAUCAAUGCACUAUGAUAUCGCAACAUGUUGAUACAACACAGGCGAUUUCUCACGAGAAAUGCUACGUGGGUCCGUGGGCGUGUGUCCCAGCAUGGGUUACGCCUUCGAAGCCCACCGUUGGGCACCCCGGUGGGAGGGAGGAGCGGUACGUGUGA